This is a messenger RNA of Penicillium samsonianum, 1107 nucleotides long. Its product is annotated as putative alcohol dehydrogenase. The coding region runs from base 1 to 1107 and encodes 368 amino acids. Gene Ontology annotation, molecular function: oxidoreductase activity. Lineage: Eukaryota; Fungi; Ascomycota; Eurotiomycetes; Eurotiales; Aspergillaceae. The transcript is spliced from 2 exons. The record is from RefSeq and is a predicted model, not a curated record.
AUGUCUAAAGCAAUUUACAUAUCCCCAAUCGACGGGAAGCCCGGCAAGCCAGGCCAAGUCUACUACCCGCUCUCCCUCCGCACCGUGCCCAAGCCUUCCCCGCAAGGGAGUGAGCUAUUGGUGAAACUGACUGCCGCGGCGCUCAACCACCGCGACCUCUUCCUCCGCCAACACCUCUACCCUGGCGUGACCUUCGAUGUGCCCCUACUCUCAGACGGAGUCGGUACCGUUGUUGGCACUGGACCGGACGUCCCCAAUCCAGAGAAAUGGCAAGGCAAGCGGGUGAUCUUGAACCCCGGUACUGGCUGGAAGGAUUCACCCGAUGGGCCGGAGGAUCUUGCUGGAUACCGGAUUAUGGGAGGCACCAAGGUUUGGGAUAAGGGGACGUUGCAGGAAUAUAUCACUUUCGAGUACUCGGAGGUCGAGGAGGCACCUGAGCAUCUCUCUGAUGCCGAGGCUGCGGCUUUACCCCUGACGGGCUUGACGGGCUGGAGAGCUCUGAUUACCAAGGCUGGUGAGAGGAACUCUGGGAAUGGUGCUGCUGUCUUGAUUACUGGUAUUGGUGGUGGUGUGGCUCUGAUGGUGCUGCGGUUUGCUGUUGCCAGAGGGGCGCAUGUCUUUGUGACGAGCUCGAGCCAGGAGAAAAUUCAGAAGGCCGUUGAGCUAGGUGCGACCGGUGGUAUUAGUUAUAAGGAAGAGGGCUGGGAAAAGAAGCUGUUGGGUAUGCUCCCAGCUGGGAAGAGGAACUUCGAUGCCAUCAUUGAUGGUGCCGGUGGUGAUUCUAUUGAGAAAUCUGCCAAGUUGCUCAAGGCCGGCGGUGUCCUCUCUAUCUAUGGAAUGACUGUGUCUCCUAAGAUGCCAUUUACGAUGCCUGUUGUUCUCAAGAACAUCGAUGUCCGCGGUUCCACGAUGGGCUCCCGAAAGGAGUUCAAGGAGAUGAUUGAGUUCGUCAAUGCUAAGAAGAUCCGUCCUGUGGUGUCGCGAGUUCUGCAGACUGAGCUAGAUGACUUGUCCGCAAUCGACGAGCUGUUCGAAGACAUGAAAAAGGGCACGCAGUUCGGCAAACUGGUGAUUGAGUUUGGCAAGUCUGCGGGCAGUAAGCUGUGA